AAGUGCUUCCAGAAACUCGAAAGUGCUUCCAGAAAGUCGAAAGUGCUUCCAGAAACUCGAAAGUGUUCCCAGAAACUCGAAAGUGCUUCCAGAAAGUCGAAAGUGCUUCCAGAAACUCGAAAGUGCUUCCAGAAACUCGAAAGUGCUUCCAGAAACUCGAAAGUGCUCCCAGAAACUCGAAAGUGCUUCCAGAAAGUCGAGAGUGCUUCCAGAAAGUCGAAAGUGCUUCCAGAAAGUCGAAAGUGCUUCCAGAAACUCGAAAGUGCUUCCAGAAAGUCGAAAGUGCUUCCAGAAACUCGAAAGUGCUUCCAGAAACUCGAAAGUGCUUCCAGGAAGUCGAGAGUGCUUCCAGAAAGUCGAAAGUGCUUCCAGAAAGUCGAAAGUGCUUCCAGAAAGUCGAGAGUGCUUCCAGAAACUCGAAAGUGCUUCCAGAAAGUCGAAAGUGCUUCCAGAAACUCGAAAGUGCUUCCAGAAACUCGAAAGUGCUUCCAGAAAGUCGGGAGUGCUUCCAGAAACUCGAAAGUGCUUCCAGAAACUCGAAAGUGCUUCCAGAAAGUCGAAAGUGCUUCCAGAAACUCGAAAGUGCUUCCAGAAAGUCGGGAGUGCUUCCAGAAACUCGAAAGUGCUUCCAGAAACUCGAAAGUGCUUCCAGAAAGUCGAAAGUGCUUCCAGAAACUCGAAAGUGCUUCCAGAAAGUCGGGAGUGCUUCCAGAAACUCGAAAGUGCUUCCAGAAACUCGAAAGUGCUUCCAGAAAGUCGAAAGUGCUUCCAGAAAGUCGGGAGUGCUUCCAGAAAGUCGAAAGUGCUUCCAGGAAGUCGAAAGUGCUUCCAGAAACUCGAAAGUGCUUCCAGAAACUCGAAAGUGCUUCCAGAAAGUCGGGAGUGCUUCCAGAAACUCGAAAGUGCUUCCAGAAAGUCGAAAGUGCUUCCAGAAAGUCGAAAGUGCUUCCAGAAACUCGAAAGUGCUUCCAGAAAGUCGAAAGUGCUUCCAGAAAGUCGAAAGUGCUUCCAGAAACUCGAAAGUGCUUCCAGAAACUCGAAAGUGCUUCCAGAAAGUCGAAAGUGCUUCCAGAAAGUCGAAAGUGCUUCCAGAAACUCGAAAGUGCUUCCAGAAAGUCGGGAGUGCUUCCAGAAAGUCGAGAGUGCUUCCAGAAACUCGAAAGUGCUUCCAGAAACUCGAAAGUGCUUCCAGAAAGUCGAAAGUGCUUCCAGAAAGUCGAAAGUGCUUCCAGAAAGUCGGGAGUGCUUCCAGAAACUCGAAAGUGCUUCCAGAAACUCGAAAGUGCUUCCAGAAAGUCGAAAGUGCUUCCAGAAACUCGAAAGUGCUUCCAGAAAGUCGAAAGUGCUUCCAGAAAGUCGAAAGUGCUUCCAGAAAGUCGAAAGUGCUUCCAGAAACUCGAAAGUGCUUCCAGAAACUCGAAAGUGCUUCCAGAAAGUCGAAAGUGCUUCCAGAAAGUCGGAAGUGCUUC
Messenger RNA from Entamoeba dispar SAW760, 1469 nucleotides. RefSeq lists its product as uncharacterized. The transcript has a single exon. The record is from RefSeq and is a predicted model, not a curated record. The annotation marks the transcript as partial. NCBI's taxonomy places the organism in Eukaryota, Evosea, Mastigamoebida, Endamoebidae.